This is a messenger RNA of Striga hermonthica, 1131 nucleotides long. Lineage: Eukaryota; Viridiplantae; Streptophyta; Magnoliopsida; Lamiales; Orobanchaceae. The record is from the annotation of a GenBank genome assembly.
AUGGCCACCGCCGUCACACCCCAAUCCUUCCUUUCUCUCUCCACUCCGAAACUCAAAACCCAUCCGAACAAGCGUAUCUUUUGCCCUAAAUCCCAGCCACCUCCCGCUGCCGCCAUGAUUUCACUGAAACCAAAUUGCAGAAGACAACCCCUGCAGCUGGUGAAUUCAGUUGCCGGAGACCUUGACCGGAGUGACGAGUGUGCGGAGCAGCAGGGCGGCGUCGUUUGUAUGGAGAGCGAGGCCGAGAGGUCGGAGGUAGUGGAUCAGGUCGUUGGGGGUUUUGGAAGUGAAAGCGCAGGGAUGUUAUCGUUCGAUGGUGCAACUGGGUUUUCCUCUUCAGCUUCCGGCGUAGGUGGACCACCGGGGUCCGGCAACGGGCAAAAUCAGGAGAAAACGGGGAGGUUGAUCGAUAGGACUAUUAACGCGGUUAUAGUGUUGGCUGCCGGCUCUUUUGCCAUCACCAAGCUGCUUACCAUUGACCACGAGUAUUGGCAGGGAUGGACUCUCUUUGAAAUAUUGAGAUAUGCACCUCAACACAAUUGGAGUGCUUAUGAGGAAGCUCUUAAGACAAAUCCAGUAUUUGCAAAAAUGAUAAUCAGUGGAGUCGUUUAUUCCGUGGGAGAUUGGAUUGCACAGUGUUAUGAGGGAAAGCCUAUAUUUGAAUUUGAUCGUGCAAGAAUGUUCAGAUCUGGUUUACUUGGCUUUACACUGCAUGGAUCCCUUUCUCAUUAUUACUACCAAUUCUGUGAGGCUUUGUUUCCCUUUGACGAUUGGUGGGUGGUUCCUGCUAAAGUUAUCUUUGAUCAGACGGCAUGGUCUGCUGUCUGGAACAGCAUUUACUAUACGCUUUUGGGCUUGUUGCGCCUUGAGUCACCUGUCAGUAUCUAUAGUGAGUGGAAGGCUACAUUUUGGCCCAUGUUAACUGCAGGAUGGAAGCUUUGGCCUUUUGCUCAUCUAGUUACGUAUGGCGUGAUCCCCGUUGAACAAAGGCUUCUUUGGGUUGAUUGUGUCGAACUCAUUUGGGUCACAAUACUUUCAACUUACUCAAAUGAGAAAUCGGAGGCUAGAAUAUCUGAAGUACCUGCUGAAGCUAAUCAGAGUUUGCCGCCAUCACAGGGUCCUCCUGAGUAG